Molecule: messenger RNA, 2461 nt
Organism: Ricinus communis (castor bean)
Lineage: Eukaryota; Viridiplantae; Streptophyta; Magnoliopsida; Malpighiales; Euphorbiaceae
Product: protein JINGUBANG
Exons: 1
Coding region: 101-1486 (461 amino acids)
Molecular function (GO): protein binding
Source: RefSeq, a predicted model, not a curated record
CUUUUGCUUUCGGUUUUAUUUCUUAUCAGUUUUCUCUUAAUUCUGUUAGUGUUCUUCUUUUAACAUUGUGCAAACUUAUAACCUGAAUAUAAAGUUUUUAAUGAAGGGAUCAUCAUCAAUACAAGGCGAAACAAAACCACCACGCGGCCAUGGCCACCGUGGUCAUGGCCAUAGAAUCAAAAACCCUGAUGGAUAUAAUGGUUCUCUUGAAAGCAUGAAUGGAGGCAGUGGCCAAGAUUAUUCAUUCUUGAAUUUCGAAUCGGGUUCUUCUGAACAACCUGCUUCUCCUAUUAGCAAGUCUCCAUGGUCAUCUCAUGCAAAUCUUGAUCUUGAUCAAGAUUUGCACGAUAAUAACGAUCAAGAAUUCUCUCAUAAUGUGCUAAUGGGUUCAUUGGUACGCGAAGAAGGGCAUAUAUAUUCAUUGGCUGCAUCACAAGAACUUUUGUAUACCGGUUCUGCUAGCAAAAACAUUCGUGUAUGGAAGAAUCAGAAGGAAUUUUCUGGAUUUAAAUCGAAUAGUGGAUUGGUUAAAGCAAUAGUAAUAGGUGAUGAUCAGAUAUUUACAGGGCAUCAAGAUGGGAAAAUAAGAAUAUGGAAAGUUUCAACAAAGAAUCCAAGCGUUUAUAGGCGAGUUGGGAGUCUGCCAAAAUUCAAAGAUUAUGUGAAAAGUUCAAUGAAACCAAGUAACUAUGUCGAAGUUAGACGCAAUAAAAACACCAUUUGGCUGAAGCACUUCGACGCCAUUUCUUGUCUUAGCUUAAAUGAAGAUAAGUCGCUUCUUUACUCUGCUUCUUGGGAUAAGACAUUCAAAAUAUGGAGAAUUUCAGACUCCAAAUGUCUCGAAUCAGUCGCUGCUCAUGAUGAUGCGGUGAAUUCUCUAGUCACAGGUUUAGACGGUUUAGUUUUUACAGGCUCAGCAGAUGGAACUGUUAAAGUUUGGAGAAGAGAAACACAAGGGAAAGGAACGAAGCAUUUCUUUUCUCAAACAUUGUUGAAACAAGAUUCUGCAGUUACUGCAUUGACAAUUAACCCUGAAUCCACAAUCAUCUACAGUGGUUCAUCAGACGCACUAGUUAAUUAUUGGUUAAAGGAUAAACAACUUGCUCAUGGUGGUAUCUUAAAAGGCCAUAAGCUAGCAGUUCUUUGUCUAGCAACUGCAGGCAGCCUUGUGUUUAGUGGAUCAGCUGAUAUGGGAAUAUGCGUGUGGAGAAGAUUGGGUGCUGAUCAUAUAUGCUUGUCGUUGUUAACUGGCCAUACAGGGCCUGUCAAGUGCCUGGCAACUGAGAAAGAUCAGGAAUUAACCUCAGGGGAGGCACGGUGGAUUUUGUACAGUGGAAGUCUAGAUAAAUCUGUGAAGAUGUGGCGUGUCUCGGAGAAUACACCGCCGGUGGCUUGGAAUGGGUGUGCCAGCUCAAUGCCACUCUCCUUGCCUUCAUCAUCAGCUGGAAGCUCUGACAUUCAUGGAAGAAUAAGUGUACACAACUAGAGACCAGAGCUUUUCAUAUACUUGCAAAUAGAAAGAGAUCAAUUGGAAAAUUUUAUGUAUGAAUUGAGAAAUUAUUCGUUGCAUUUGACGCGCAUGAGUGAACUGGCCUACAACUCGUAGGCCGUGCUUGGUUUGUCGGAAGUUAAGUACAUCCUUUGUUAUCUUUGGAUCGGAAAUUGGCAAACAAUGUACCUGCACAGGGCUUGUAUAAAUGGAUCAAUUUUCCUUUGCUUGAUUGAAAAGUGAAUAGGCUCGCCUGUAGUUGUUCUUAAUUAAGCUUGUACCUGUACAUUAGACUUAUACUGCAAGGGUACCCAAAAUUUAACACCUUAGUGUUCCUUUUUCGGCCAUUUUAAGGAUACAUUCGCAUAUAUCAGCUUAGUCCCAGAAAUCUGAAUCCUGGUUGAUAAAAGAAAGAAAGGAAUACUCUCUUUUGCCAACUAAACUAACCUUCUUGCAUGAUUGAUAACCUAUUCAGUUUCCUUGUAAGUGAAGCAAAGACUCAGGCAGAAGUAUGAGAAUUCAUGUCUAAAAUUUUGCAUAUGCGCAUUGUAUGGAAAUUAGUAGAUGAUAGACGUGAUGGAUUAGAUAUAUUUUGAUCAUUUUUUUUGUUUAUUAUUUAUACAUAUAUGUCAAUUUUUUAUUUAUUAUUUAUAUAUACAUAUCACUUUCAUUUGUGAUUUAAUUUGCAUUAAUUAGAUAUGCUUUUAUUUUUAUUCUACAAAUAUUAUAGGUGGCUUGCUGGGCAUGGAGUUCAUAUUUAACACAACUUAUAUUAAUAGUGUUAAGAUUGUAUAUAAUAAUUAGCUUGGUCCGAUGUGAAGCCUCAGUUUCAAGUUUUAACAAGACCAAUGAAACGAGCUCAACAUGCCUGACGGGAAUCAAAGAGGAAGACAAAACAAGACGUCCCCCAGUUUAGGUAACUUAAUAAACAUCACCGAAGUUGAUGGGUCUUAUUUAUACGAGACUUUUCAG